Molecule: messenger RNA, 2964 nt
Organism: Dinoponera quadriceps
Lineage: Eukaryota; Metazoa; Arthropoda; Insecta; Hymenoptera; Formicidae
Gene: egr
Exons: 10
Coding region: 650-2566 (638 amino acids)
Biological process (GO): immune response
Cellular component (GO): membrane
Molecular function (GO): tumor necrosis factor receptor binding; receptor ligand activity
Source: RefSeq, a predicted model, not a curated record
UUUCGUUCUGUUCUUCAGUGUACUCGUGCCGCUCGAAGGCGACGGAUGUGCAUUGUCAGUUAAAGCAAAAUCGCGUUUCUUGAAGCUCUGUAAAUGCUCCGUAAAUGCAACUUACACCAUAGGAGCAGCUUUUUAUUUGCCGAGCGUGUAUUUAUAUUCAAUAUGCGACGUGAAACAUUAAUAACGAGUGGCAAAAAUCGAAACUGUCGAAGCUACCGAAGAUAUUUAUGAGAUAAAUUACCUUCACUAAUGUUAAAGUGUGUUUUAUCGUGUCGUAUCGAUCGUAUCGCAUAUCAAAAUAUAUAGGAAGUGAAUUUUACAAAUGUGACAUUGUUUAUUUGUGAAAUCAGGGUUAAUAACUGUACAGAUCUCUUAGUCAUUUGAGACAGUUUCCUUAAAUGAAGCUAAUGAUUCGAUAAAAUUGCAUAUUGCCGAUAGAGAGAAGUAAGCAUUGAAUUAGGUCAGAUUAAAUCAGCGCCGAAGUGCGGAAAAAUGACAGGGCUCAAGACAAAAGAGGGGGAUAAUAGGGAGAGUCUCCUUGCAGUUAGCUGCCUUUAGGGGCGAAAAAAGAACUCGCCGGACAGGUUUUAAAGCGGGACGAGACCGGUGCAGGAUAUUUAACGUCCCCGUACAUCGUAAAUCCUUGAAAAUGGAAAAAGAUUUCUUUGGAUUUAACAAAAUUUCUUCAAUUGAAACAAAUUUCCUUUGCACUUUGAGCUUUGGUCGUAACAGACGAAACAACGAUCUUGCCGAAUCGACUUUCGAGAUGACGUCGAUGUUGCUGGAAGAGAACAGCGACGCGGCGAAAAUGAAGCAAGAAUUGCUGAACGACAGAUCUAUGAAAGAAGAGGCGAGGUCUUUUUUGAGCUUCUCCCGUGAAAACUUGAGCAUCUCGCACUCCGAUUUGGAGCAAGGAUUCAACAAAUCGCGACUAAAGCCGUGCAGGAACACGAUUCUGAGCAUGGCCGCUCUUGUGAUCGCCCUCCUUUGCUUCACCAUCGAAAGUUGGAAGCUGCGCUGUUUGACGGCGAAUACCCACGAAAUCGAACAGCUCAAGAGAGACGUCGAGGAACUAAAGCACCGGUUCCUCAAGCAGAAUCUUAUAAGCGAUCUGAAGGCGUUCGAGGAACAGCUGUACGACGAAAAACCGGCCGAAGAUGAUGAUCCGGGCGAGGCGGACAUUGAUUAUGCGGAUUACGACUCCAAUUACGAUGACGAUAGUUCCGCAUCGCAUGACUAUUCCGGCGAACUACCCGGAAACCAGCGUGUCCCUCUGACUUACGGAUCCAGACCAUCGGACUUCCCCGAGACUACGUCCACGCCGAUACCUACGUCCACGAAACCCCACCCCGACCCUCUGCUGCAAUUAGUGGAGCUCAUGAACAAAGCCGCAGCGGAGCGUGGACAGAAAUUGGAGAAGUAUGUGCGAGAGAAUCACAAAAACAUCGAGCGGAAACGUCUCAAGGAGGAGCACCGAGCGCGAGUGAGCCACGAGGAGAGGAGCGGCGACGGGAACAGCACGAAACACAAACGCGACAUCCUGCCGGGGGAUACCUCGAGUGCAGGACACUCGAAGUCAGCUUCACGAAAGCAGGACGAAAGUAUCAAGCGGAAGCGUUCCGCGAGCGGUUACGGAAUUACUACUGAUAAUUCAACGGAUACGUCUAAUUACGAGCUCAACGACCGACAUCAUGCUAGGAGAACCGGUGCGUCCAAAAUGCAUCCUCACGCGAGCAACGAGAUGACGAGCGACGAUUCCGGGGCGAAUUUAACAUCAUCGGCCGUUUCUUGGGACGUGCAUCCCCCGAAGAAGUAUCACGCCCACGCGCGUCUGGACGCGUCUUCUGCAGCGGACGAUGACCAAUUAAGCGAGGAAAUUGCACGGGCCAAUCAGCACAGCGGGGAAAGAAGGGAGAGCGUGGGCGGCCGAAGUGUCAACUGGCGAAGCGUGCGUCGCGGUGCCGCUCGUGACGGAACGGGAAGCGAGAUUCACGGGCCCGCUCAGAAUUACGAGGUGGUCGCGACCGAGCCGCCUCGAAAGCUGGCCCGGAGGCACUUGCGCGCGCCACGGCAGGUUUAUGCGAUCCAUUACGAGGCGGACUUCAAUCUCUUCUCGGCGGUGGACGAGAGGGACGACAAUGGCAAGAUGCGCCACCACAGGGGUAUCUUCAAGUCCUGGCGGCCGAGCGACUGGGUCGCCGAACUCGGCAUGAAUCGCUACUUCACGCUCGCCAGCGACGGCGAGAUCACCGUGCACGAGGCGGGACUGUAUCUGGCGUACGCGCAGAUCCACUACGUGGACGAGCACGAUGAUAACGGCUUCCAUCUGCUGGUGAACGGCGAGCCCAUCCUGCAAUGCAUGGUGCACACCCCAGGUGCGGGGCACAAAAGCCGCUCGUGUUUCUCAGCUCAAGUGACCUAUCUCCAAGCAGGUGAUCGUCUAGUCUUGAAAGAGGUCGGAGCAGCGAAAUACGCACUCUUUCACCGCGAAAAGAGUUUCUUGGGCCUGGUGAAACUCGGUGAGACCAGGCAGCAGCAAAAGCAUCAACAGUCGCAACAAUCGUAACGAUCGCAUUAGCACGACACAUCAAUCGGUUUCGAAUGUCUGAAAAUUAUUGAUACAACGAUAAAAAGACGAUCUAUUUGCAUUUAUGAAAUUCUUACUCGUAAAAGUCUAGCUGUAAUAUUUUGUACCUAAUGUAAAAUAUAACGUGCCUUUGAAUUGCGCGAAUGAUAAUAAUUCCUAACAAUUACGUCUUUCAAAUUUCAUACUCGCAGACCGGUGGAAAAAAUCCUCUUCGCUUUAGAGUUCGUUUUUAUAUGAUAUUUGUAAAUCUGUUUAUAUGUUGACUAUUCCACAAUGCAUGUUACUCCCGUUUCACGUGUAAUCCAAAUACUUGAGACUAUUUUUAGAAAAUGGAAAUAUAUGUAUAUGUUUAUAUAAAAGGAAAAUUUUGUCCUUUC